Messenger RNA from Xenopus laevis (African clawed frog), 3684 nucleotides. RefSeq names its product nardilysin convertase S homeolog (gene nrdc.S). Gene Ontology annotation, molecular function: metalloendopeptidase activity; metal ion binding. Gene Ontology annotation, biological process: proteolysis. The coding region runs from base 92 to 3280 and encodes 1062 amino acids. Lineage: Eukaryota; Metazoa; Chordata; Amphibia; Anura; Pipidae. The record is from RefSeq and is a predicted model, not a curated record. The transcript is spliced from 31 exons. Gene Ontology annotation, cellular component: cytoplasm.
CGUGGUUCGGCGGCGCUGAGCGAUUGGUUGAAGUUAGCUCAGUGGCGAAGUGUUCGCAGCAAAACUCGCCGGUAGACAGCUCGCUCUCGCAAUGCCCAACAAGAAUCAAGGGGAAUCUGACGGGGCUUGCCCAGCCUUCAGAAGAGACAGCUCUGGUGUCCUAGAUGAGGCUUCUUCAAUGGACGAAAUGGAAGACACAUCUAUCGUAAAAUCCCCUAAUGACUCUAAGAAGUACCGAUAUAUUCAGCUUGACAAUGGGUUAAGAGCGCUACUUAUCUCUGAUUUGAAUGUGGGUGAAAUUGUCUCUGACUAUUCAGAGGACGAGAUAGAAGAAGAAGAAGAAGAUGGUGAUGAUGAUGAUGAUGAUGAUGAACAGGAGCAAGAAUGUGAAUCCGAUACGAAUGAAAGUGAAUCCAGUGGAAUGGACUCCAGUAAAAAGCACUGCUGUGAAGAGAAGCUGUCUGCUGCUGCCUUGUGUGUUGGUAUAGGAUCUUUCAGUGAUCCAGAAGAAUUGCCCGGAAUGGCACAUUUCUUGGAGCACAUGGUCUUUAUGGGGAGUGAGAAAUAUCCUGAUGAAAAUGGCUUUGAAGUUUUCCUUAAGAAAUACGGUGGCAGUACAAAUGCUUCUACAGACUCUGAGCGCACUAUUUUCCAGUUUGAUGUCCAACGAAAGCAUUUUAAAGAAGGCUUGGACAGGUGGGCUCAGUUCUUUACUGUGCCACUGAUGGUUCGUGAUGCAGUUGAAAGGGAGGUGGAAGCUGUUGAUAGUGAAUACCAGAUUGGACGACCUUCAGACACCAAUAGAAGACAAAUGCUUUUUGCAAGCCUUGCCAAUUCUGGCCACCCUAUGGCCAAUUUUUCUUGGGGAAAUGCUCAGACACUGAAACAUGAGCCUAAAGAGAAAAAUAUAGAUCCACAUUCGAGACUAAGAGCAUUUUAUGAGAGACAAUACUCUGCAAAUUACAUGACCCUCGCUGUGCAGUCUAAAGAGACCUUGAGUACUUUGGAAACAUGGGUGAGAGAGAUUUUCAGCCAUAUCCCAAAUAAUGAGUUACCAAAGCCAGAUUUUAGCAACCUUAUAGAGCCUUUCAAUAACCCUCAUUUCAAUGUACUAUACAGAGUUGUCCCAAUCAAGAAAGAUCAUACUCUGACCAUAUCAUGGGCUAUGCCUCCUCAGCAUCAAUAUUAUAGGGUCAAGCCCCUUCGUUAUUUGUCGUGGCUGAUCGGACAUGAGGGCAAAGGCAGCAUUCUCGCCUUGCUACGAAAGAAGUAUUGGGCUGUGGCUCUGUAUGGAGGUUGCAGUUCUACUGGUGAUGAAGAAAACUCCACCUGUUCUGUGUUUACUGUGAACAUCACACUAACAGAUGCAGGAUAUGAACAUUUCUAUGAGGUAAUACAUAUAGUGUACCAGUAUCUAAAAAUGUUGCAGGUCUUGGGACCACAGGAAAGAAUCUUUCGGGAAAUACAACAAGUUGAAGAUAAUGGCUUCCGCUUCCAGGAAGAGACAGACCCUAUCAAGAAUGUUGAAGACAUAUGUGAAAACAUGCAGCUGUUUGUAAAAGAGGAUAUCCUGACUGGAGAUGAGCUACUUUUUGAAUACAGUCCUGAGGUAAUCUCAAAUGCCCUCAAGUACUUUACACCUCAGAAGGCAAAUAUUAUGGCCCUGUCACCUCAUAAUGAAGGAAAAUGUGAUCUCAUAGAAAAAUGGUUUGGGACCCAGUACAGCAAAGAAGAUAUUGAUCCAAAAUGGAGAGCUCUCUGGGCCACAGAUUUUGCUUUAAACCUGGAUUUGCAUCUCCCCGAGGAAAACAAAUUUAUUGCUUCUGAAUUUGCUCUGAAGACAUCAGACUGCCCAGACGCAGAGUAUCCAGUGAAGGUGUUGGACACUGAGCUGGGAGCUUUAUGGUACAAAAAAGAUAACAAAUUCAAAAUUCCUAAAGCUUAUGUUCGUUUUUAUCUGAUCUCCCCUGAGAUACAGAAAUCACCAGAAACCUUGGUCCUGUUUGACAUCUUUCUUAAUAUACUGAACCACACGCUCGCAGAAUCGGCCUAUGAGGCAGAUCUUGCACAGCUGGAAUAUAAACUGGAGGCUGGAGAAUUUGGACUAGCUAUCAGUGUGAAAGGAUUCAACCACAAAUUGCCACUUCUGUUUGAACUGAUUAUUGACCACCUGGCAGACUUCACCGCUUCUAUUGAUGUGUACAAAAUGAUUACAGAGCAGCUCAAGAAAGUCUACUCCAAUCGUCUCAUCAAACAAACGAAAUUAGGGCCGGACAUAAGACUUAUUAUUCUGGAGCAUGGUCGCUGGUCAAUGAUGGAAAAGUAUCAAACAAUUCUAAAGGGUGUAAGCUUAGAGCGUAUGCUGUCCUUUGUGAAAUCGUUCAAGUCUCGACUGUAUGCUGAGGGCUUAGUGCAAGGAAACUUCACCUGCAAGGAAUCCAUUGAGUUUCUCAACUGUGUUGUAAGGAAACUGAAGUUCUCUCGUUUGGAGGCCCGUGUUCCUGUCCAGUUCCAGGUUGUUGAAUUGCCUAAUGCUCACUGCUUGUGCAAAGUGAAAGCUCUGAAUAAAGAAGACAGCAAUUCCGAAGUCACUGUCUAUUACCAGUCAGGUCCAAGAAGUUUAAGAGAGAGCGCUUUGAUGGAACUGCUAGAGUUGCACAUGGAGGAACCCAGCUUUGAUUUUCUGAGGACAAAGCAGACUCUGGGGUAUCAGGUGUAUCCAACGUGCCGAAAUACAUGUGGCAUUUUGGGAUUUUCAAUUACUGUGGAGACACAAGCAACUAAAUUCAGCUCUGAGUUUGUUGACCAAAAAAUAGAGGAAUUUCUGGUGUUGUACGGAGAUAGAAUUGCAAACAUGACUGAUGAAGAAUUCAAAACACAGGUGAAAGCACUUAUAAAAAAGAAGGAAUGUGAGGAUCCCAACCUGGGGGAAGAAGUGGACAGGAACUGGAAUGAAGUUGAAAGCCAGCAGUACCUGUUUGACCGUUUAGUGCGUGAGAUCAAUGCUCUGAAGACCUUUGUGAAGGAAGAUAUGAUCUCCUUGUUUAAAGCACUUCGAGGCCCUGACAGAAAGAUGCUCAGUGUGCAUGCGGUUGGUUUUGGGGAGAAGGAGCCAGAUGCUGUGACGUGCAAUCCAAAGGGACAACCAGAUUCCUCCAGUCCCCUUUGUCUGUCUUUCCUUCCUGCUACUCCAUUGAUGGCGAAUGCAGUGCUAAUUACUGAUAUCCGUGCCUUUACUUCCCCCUUGAAGCUCUUCCCAUACCACAAAAUAAUCGACUAAAAUUCUAGAAGGCACAGAUGUAGGAGAUGCUGGAUUCCUGGUGUUGGCUUUACACCAUUAUUUUGUGUAGUUUUCCAUUAUGUGAUCACAGUUUGCUUCCUUAAAUGCUUUUUAAUAGAAGCAGAUUCUAACACCAACUUGGAGACAGGCUAAGAACUACCAAGGCGGGUCUGGACUGGGAUUCAAAAUAGGCCCUGGCAUUUUAAGUACAGACAUCCCCCCACCACCAGCCCAAUAAAUAUUGACUGUCUAUGGCAUUUGCCAGAAUUCACAGAUUACCGGUCCGCCUGUACCAAGGGUGGCAUGUAAAAACAUAUUGACAUGUUUCAGGCAGAAACUCCCGAAACGUGUCAAGUAUGCUGCGUGUCUUUUAACGUCGAUGAAUAAAGAUCUUGGAUUUUAAA